AUGGAAAAUUCUAGAUCGAAACUUAGAACACAGGACGAUGUUGUGAACACUAGAACGGGUCACUUUGAAAUGACUGACAAACUUAAAAUAAAGAUCAAAAUGAAUUUUAAAAAAUCGCUACCGUAUGUAGAAAUAAUAGAGCAACCCACAAAAACUUUACGUUUUCGAUAUGAAUGUGAAGGAAGAUUAGCCGGUAAUAUACCUGGUGUAAGCAGUACAUUAGAAAAUAAAACGUGUCCUAGUAUAAGAGUAAUUGGAUAUAAAGGUCGAGCUAUAGCUGUAGCAUCGUGUGUAACAAACGACAAACCAUACAGACCGCAUCCUCAUAAUCUGAUUGGAAGGGAAGGAUGUGAAAAAGGUGUUUGUACAAUCGAAAUUCCGUUAGAAGACAUGACAGUGACAUUUGCAAAUCUUGGUAUCAUGUGCGUUAAAAAGAAAGACGUUAAAAGAGAAUUAAAAAUAAGAGAGGAGAUUCGUGUAGAUCCUUUUCGAACUGGCUUUGAAUUCAAAAGGGAUCCUGAUUCCGUUGAUCUAAAUUCAGUGAGGCUGUGCUUCCAAGUGUUUUUAGAAGGAUCGCAGAAAGGGAAAUUCAACGUGCCAUUAUCACCGAUUGUAUCCGAUCCUAUAUUCGAUAAAAAAAUAAUACCGGAUCUAAUGAUAUGCGAGCUCAGUCAUUAUAGCGCAUCGGUUGCUGGUGGCAUGCACAUGAUUUUGUUGUGUGAAAAGGUUGUAAAAGAUGAUAUACAAGUGAGAUUCUUUGAGGAGAAGAAUGGGAAAGUAGUUUGGGAAGGAUUUGGUGAUUUUCACCCUGCUCAUGUGCACAAACAAACAGCAAUUCGCUUCAAAACAUCGAGUUAUCACACGCAGGAAAUUGAGGAGCCAGUCCCAGUACACAUUCAACUCAAAAGACCAUCAGAUGGUGCAUUGAGCGAACCAUUACCUUUUCUAAUGUUACCUCUCAGUCCAGAUAAUCCUAAUUCAUUAAAACGAAAGAAACGAAAGAUUAAUAAUAACAAUCUAAACACAGUAUUGAAACAGAAAGAAACGGAAACUGAGAAAAAAUCAUCAGAAGUGAUAACUCCAUUUGAAUGUUCAAUCGGAAAUGAAGAAUUGCUUCCAUUGCGCGCCUUGGAAAUCAUUUCUAAGCAACCGCAAAUUAGCAUUCAAACUAUAAGGGAAGAAAUAUCGCCAAUAGAAAACAAUCCAACGCUUAUUCAGUCACCUCGACCAUCACCUCAAUAUCCAUUAACAAACGGUGACGUACAACAAGUAUCAACCGACUUGUGUCCAAAAGAACAAUUUUCAUAUGUACAUGACAUGUUACAAAUACAAUCUGAAGAACACUUAAAGUUAACUAAAGUGACAUCAGAAUCACGUUACGAAGAAUUUCAUUUGUUGGAAAACGCUGGUGAAGUGGAAGAGACAAAUGGUAUAAAUAUUUUAGAUAUGGAUAGUUUAGAAUGCGAUUUUGAUUCGAAUCUUUUAAAAAUUGAUUCAGAAGAACUCUAUAAUUUUAAUAUUGAAAAUCUUUCUGAAAAUCUAUCUAAUAUAUUAUCCAUUUCGGAUAUUACUAAGCUAAACGAGAAUUUAAAUGAAGAGCAAGAGCAAAGAAAAGAUAGUAAAAAAAAAAAAUAAUAAUGGGUAAUAAUUUUUCUAAAUGAA
Apis laboriosa (Himalayan honeybee) is the source of this 1662-nucleotide messenger RNA. Its product is annotated as embryonic polarity protein dorsal-like. Bases 1 to 1635 code for a protein of 544 amino acids. Gene Ontology annotation, biological process: response to cytokine; regulation of DNA-templated transcription; innate immune response. Lineage: Eukaryota; Metazoa; Arthropoda; Insecta; Hymenoptera; Apidae. Gene Ontology annotation, cellular component: cytoplasm. The record is from RefSeq and is a predicted model, not a curated record. Gene Ontology annotation, molecular function: DNA binding; DNA-binding transcription factor activity. The transcript has 11 exons.